This is a messenger RNA of Amaranthus tricolor (Joseph's coat), 537 nucleotides long. RefSeq lists its product as uncharacterized. The record is from RefSeq and is a predicted model, not a curated record. NCBI's taxonomy places the organism in Eukaryota, Viridiplantae, Streptophyta, Magnoliopsida, Caryophyllales, Amaranthaceae. The transcript is spliced from 3 exons. The coding region runs from base 1 to 537 and encodes 178 amino acids.
AUGAAUGAAGAGAUCAUGGAUCUCCAGAAAAACGAAACAUGGGAGAGGUGUAGAUUACCAGGUGAUAAGAAGAUGGUUGGCUGUAAAUGGGUUUUUUCAGUUAAGUAUCAUGCUGAUGGAAUCAUUGAGAGAAGUUCUAAGAUCAAGGAGGGGAUAUUCAUCAAUCAGAGAAAGUACAUUUUAGAUCUCUUAGCAGAAGCAGGCAUGUUAGACUGUAAACCAACAGAGUCUCCUAUGGUAGCUAAUCAUGGUCUACAAAUUGUUGAAGGGGCAGAAAUGGCAAAUCAAGAUCGUUAUAGAAGAAUGGUUGGAAAACUGAUCUAUUUAUCUCACACAAGACCAAAUAUCGUCUAUGCAGUUGGGAUUAUUGGGCUGGUGAUCGGGACGACAGGAAGUCCACCUCAAGAUACUUCACCCUUGUGGGGGGAGGGGGGUAAUCUAGUCACUUGGAAGAGUAAGAAACAGAAGGUAGUUACUCUGUCUAGUGCCGAAGCAGAAUUCAGAGGGAUAGAAAAAGGAGUUACAGAGAUUCUGUAG